This is a messenger RNA of Mycena citricolor, 1204 nucleotides long. The record is from the annotation of a GenBank genome assembly. NCBI's taxonomy places the organism in Eukaryota, Fungi, Basidiomycota, Agaricomycetes, Agaricales, Mycenaceae.
UGGGGUUGACCGCUGCGGCGAGAUCGGCGUUCACGUUGUAUCCGUCGAGCGCGAGCUUGAUGGCCGGCUCGAAGAGGGACUUCCACGGCAGCUUCCCGUGCGCCUUGUGCAGCGCCUCCCAGCCGCGCAGCUCUCCGGGCACGCCGGCGGACAGCCCGCCGUACAGCUGCGAGGUGGCGUUCGCGAGGUACAUCGUCUCGUUCCCUGCCGCGGGCAUCGUUUCGCGGAAGUCGAUCUGGGCACGGUCAUGUCUGAUUGACAAAGGCGUGCACGAGGGGGACACACCAUUUCGUAGCCCGGCCCGUCCUUCUUUUGGGAGCGGAUUCUGGGCAACAGCAUUUCAGAACAUCGGGCGAGUCGAUUCGACAGUGGAGAGAACGCACAUCAUGAAGCCACCGCCGCCGAUACCCGAAUGGUACGCGGCGAUCGUCCCGACACACAGAGACGUCGCGAUCAUCUGGUCGGAGCAAUUUCCCAAUCAGCCCCUCACACGCACGCGCCGAAACACGAUGACGACUCACGGCGUCAGCGGCAGUGCCGCCCUUCUUGAGCAUGCUGAGACCGAUGUCCGAGCACUCGGCAACCUCGGACACGACGGCGCCGUGCUUGCCCUGGGCCUGGUAGUUGGUCACCGCGUCGGCCGCAGCGAGCAGAUUCAGCACGGCCAGCAGCACUCGACGGUCGAACAUCAUCGCGGUAUUCCGGAAGCGGGCGGUGUUGGAGCGUGUCCGUGGGGAAUAACAUGUCGUGCUUGGGAAUCGUUAUGAGGAGUUCCAGGAAGUCGGACGCGUGACAUAUUCGUGACGUCGCGCGUCUUCUUUUGAUCGGUCGAUAGAGCGGGCGCGUGGACCUUAUCAGCGUUAUCGGUCCCAGGGUUCUGGCAGGCCCACGGACACAUAGGGUGAACAUCCUCCGAAAUAAAGUAAAUCUGGCCGAAAUUUUUGACUUAACCCUCCGGGAAAUAGCGUAAAAGUGCUUCAAAAAUGGCAGCAAGCCUCCGGAGAUAGCGUAAAACUUGGCUAGAUCCCUGCCGAUCUUGAAAGAUUUGAGCCCUGCACCAGCGUAAAAUCGGGUAGAACCCGGCCUGAUCUGGGCAUUUCUGACUUGAAUUUAGACAUCUGGGCUCAUGUAGUCUUUUCAGUCGUCAGCAAGACUAAUUUUAGCUGGAAAUGUACUGAAUUUGUAAGUCUACGGAGAAUCUAAC